Molecule: messenger RNA, 43443 nt
Organism: Podarcis lilfordi (Lilford's wall lizard)
Lineage: Eukaryota; Metazoa; Chordata; Lepidosauria; Squamata; Lacertidae
Source: the annotation of a GenBank genome assembly
AUGGAGUACCAGGUGAGGCACCGCCGGGGCGCCGGAGACCCCCUUGCAAGCCCGGCGGGGGUUGCGUCAGCCGGCGGGCAGGCAGGGAUCCUCUUCCCACUCUCGCACCUGCUGCAGCUAUUGGUCGGUGGGCUGGUUCCGUGAAGGGGGAGUGCAAGCAAACGGAAGCCUCGGAGAAAGGCAGUAAAACACACACAUGCAAUUCCCCCCGACCCCGCUUUUGAAAGUUGAAGAUAUUAAACAAGCAAACAAAAAGACCAGUUUUAAAAUUCGCACCAGCAUUUCUAAGCGUCCGGGCAGCCACGAGUAAGCAGGAAUGCUUUUUGCACGCGCCAAAAAGAUUGCGGCGUGGGCGCCUGCUUGAUCCGCUUCCUUGUUUUAUAUUUCAUUGGUAUGCGUAUGGUUAGUGACUUCUAACGCUGGCACCGAAUUUUAAUGCGAUUUCUUUCCGUUGCAUUAGCUUUCUAGGCUGCAGUCCUGUUUUGUUUUGUUUUGUUGGUGUGUUCAUGUGUGUGGGGGGAUUCUAGUGCUGGAUAUUAAUUCGAUUUCUUUACGUUAGUUUUAUAGGCUGUCGCCCUACCUUUUAUUUUUCAAGUUCAGCCCUGGCGACUUGCAGACGCGAGGAAUGAAUUGCAUUCCAAGCUGACCCGAAUUUAUACUGUACUUUCUUGUGUAGUAGAUUCCGAGCCAUAAAGGGAAGGAACAAAACUAUAGUGGCGAAUCUACUACUAUUACUACUACUACUACUACUACUACUACUACUACUACUAUUUUGAAAUAGGUAGUUGUAUUAGUUUUUCCACAGAUAAAACAGUAACCGCAAACAAAAGAAAGCAAAAUUGGAGUACACGUUUGUCAAUUAGAGGCAAAUCACUUUUAAAACAAGGGAGGGAGAUAUAGCCAGGUGAUCGGAAGACCUGGCUCUCUUGAGGCAUGUGCUUCCACAUGUUUUUGGACUCCAAAUCCCAUCAUCCUUUGCUGCUGGCUUUUCUGGCAAGGCAUGAAGGGAGUCCAGCAGCGCCUGGAGAGUUGCACGUUCCCUGCUCUUAAGACCUCAGCAACAGAUGUCUGUGGUCCGGUUUUUUUAGGUGGCAAUUCUAGGGACUGAACUUGGGGAGGGGGCUUUUCUAUGCAAAAUUGUGUGCUCUUUUGUUGAUCUGGCUGGCCCCACAACCCAGCCUUCACUGACUGGUGCCCUCCAGAUGUUUUGAAUUGUUUCCACCAGCCCCUAGCAAGCACAUUUUGGACUCAGGUGGCAAUAGUAGUGCUCUAAGGAGGCAUUCCCUGUUCUCAGUUGUUGUGAUUUUAUGCUUCCCACUCCACAAUUGGCCCCAUAGGAGUUUUUUUGUAGCCACCUAACUUGUUUCAGGUUCACAUUCAAUGCCUUUUUGUGUGUGUGUCCGUCCAUCCAUUUUAAACCCUGUAUCCCAAAGGACAGCCAGUCUGGUGUCCUCAAUAUGUUGUUAAACCGCAUCUUCCAUCAUUCCCGACCUUUGCCCAAGCUGACUGGGGCAGAUGAGAGCCGGAGUCCAUCAAUAUCUGGUGAGCCACUGAUUAGCCACCCUUGUGUCAGUUGAAUUUUUUAGGCAUUGUCCACAGCGCUGGGCAAUAUUUGGUUUUCAACAUUGCGAUAAAUCACUACCUAAACAUUGCGAUAUUCCAAUGUAUCACAAUGUCUGAAACAAGGAGACUAAACAUGGUAAUGUCCUGACAACUGCUACUACUGCUACUAAAGCAGAUACAUUUUUACUAACCUUUAAUCAUAGUGGAUACAUAUAAUCCGGGAAAAUAUUGAGGGGGGGAUUAAGUUUGAUGCAUAAAUGAAAAUAAACUCAAUGAUUUCAUGCUUCAGCUAAACCAUUAAAGAUUUCUGGAGAAUAUAUUAAUGUUCUAUGUAGUUUUAAGGGCAAUUAGAUUUAGUAAAAUAAUGUUAAUUACUCGCAUAUGAUAAAAAAAUUAUUUUCAGCUAAUUUAAGAGUUAUUUAAGUACAGUGGUACCUCAGGUUACAUACGCUUCAGGUUACAUAUGCUUCAGGUUACAGACUCCGCUAACCCAGAAAUAGUGCUCCAGGUUAAGAACUUUGCUUCAGGAUGAGAACAGAAAUCUCACGGCGGCAGCGGGAGGCCCCAUUAGCUAAAAUGGUGCUUCAGGUUAAGAACAGUUUCAGGUUAAGAACGGAGCUCCAGAACGAAUUAAGUACUUAACCUGAGGUACCACUAUAAUUUACACAAACCACAGCCCCCACACCCCCAUGACACACCCCACAUCUCACAUACCCCCACCCCACCCCGACUUUUUCUUCCAAAACCACCACCUCACGUGCGGCUUCCUAAGCUUGGGUGGGUAGUUCUGGUGGAAGCGAUUCUGCAUCUUACUUAGGCAAACAUUCGCCAUGCAACCUGGUUUGUGAAGCAGGAGCUGGCAGCAAAUCUGUGGUUUUUUAUUUGUUUUUAAGCCUAACCGGCUUCUCCACUCCCUUCACAAAGUUGUCGGAGGCAGGGUGGGAAGGUGGAAUGAGGGUGAAAGGAAUUUCCUAAUCGAUUUCAUCAGAGCAGCUCAAUGCGGACGAUUCUUUACUGACGAUUGCCAAGGGGAGAGGCGCGUUAAUAGGAAGAGGAAGCCAGCUACGACAAGGGUGCCACAGGCGGGCGCAUGCAUUCUCACACACAGAGAGAGGAGGGAGGGAAAGAGGCUUAAACAACAUAACCUACCAGCCUGGUGCUCCUAGCCUAGUUCUAAAACAAAAAAAUUAUGGUGUCUGCUCUAAGGAUACUGUAGUUCCCAGUCAUUCUGCCUUCAUUUGUGAGUGCCUGCUCUUGUGGUUUGCUGCCCCCUGCAGGAGAGAGCUAAGCCAGCAAAGCUAUACAAUUUGCAGGAAUUAUGAGCAAAGUGACAAUCAGCUUCACGGUUUUCCCCACAUGAUUAGCAAUAUAUCUCCAGGUAGAAUGUUAUGCAAAAGCUUUCAUGAUGUGGACUUUUUUUUUUUUUUUAAUUGGGUUUUAUAAACAAGAAUAAUGUUAUGCAAACAAGUAUACCAAGUUUUCUCAUGCCAUUUGUAUACAGUCAUAUCUCAUGUUACGUUUGCUUCAUGAUAUGUUUUUUCAGGUUGCGUCCUGCGGCGACCUGGAAGUACCGGAAAGGGUUACUUCCGGGUUUCGCCGCUCGCGCAUCCACAGACGUGCAAAAUGACAUCAUGUGCAGAAGUGGCAAAUUGCAACCUGCAUGUGCACAGACGCACCACUGUAGGUUGCGUUCUAUUCAUGUUGCGAACGGGCCUCUUGAACGGAUCCCGUUCGAAACCAGAUGUACCACUGUAUCACAAAAAUAGCAUGAUAAAUGUGGAAAAGUAUCUACAACAUAUGUUUCAUUAUUAGUGGUCCGUGUGCAGGUUCUUGGUUCAUGAAUUGGCUUAAACCAGUGGUGGCCAACCUUGGCCCUCCAGCUGUUUUGGGACUACAAUUCCCAUCAUCCCUGACCACUGGUCCUGUAAGCUAGAGACGAUGGGAGUUGUAGUCCCAAAACAGCUGGAGGGGCAAAUUUGGCCAUCACUGGUUUAAACAAUUAAGAAAGAAAGAAAGAGGGGAGGGGGGAAUGGUGAGUGGGGUGGGGUCGGGUGGUUAUGCUUCUAUUCUUCUACUUAGUGGCGGGGUCAGCGUUACUUAUAUGGGCUCUCUUACUAUUCACUUGUUGUAUUUCCUUGGUGGUGAGAGAGGGUGGACUUUAAAUAAUAUAUAGAAAAAUUGUCCAGGCCUAAUUGUCUUAUCUCCCCACAGAUAGAAACUACACACAUCAGUAAGAGAGCAUCGAGUAAAAAUCUAUACAGUGGUACCUCGGGUUACAUACGCUUCAGGUUACGUAUGCUUCAGGUUACAGACUAUUCUAAUCUAGAAAUAGUGCUUCAGGUUAACAACUUUGCUUCAGGAUGAGAACAGAAUUCAUGCUCCCGGCGGCGCGGUGGCAGCGGGAGGCCCCAUUAGCUAAAGUGGUGCUUCAGGUUAAGAACAGUUUCAGGUUAAGAACGGACCUCCGGAACGAAUUAAGUACUUAACCCGAGGUACCACUGUACUGAUUUUAAUUUUAAUUUACUACAUUUAUAUCCUACCUUUCCUGUCUGCUUCCGGGGAACUAUUUUCUGCUUCUUUUUAACAUUGAGUGUUUUUCCAAAUGUGCAGUCUUAAGCAGUAUAGUCAGUGCAUUGUCUCAUGGCCCUGCAUGUGAGUUGGGUGAGGUGGAGGAGAAGCGAGAAAGUGAUGAAUGUGGCCAAAACUAGAAGCGAAAGUGCUUUUAGCACAUUGCCUGCUCCUGGCCUAUUGCCACCCGAGGCAUCUUUGUCAACUUGCCUUUACAAGCAUGUCACUCCCUGCUGGGAUAUUCAUGGUAACUACUCAAUAGAAGUUACCGUAUUUUUCGCACCAUAGGACGCACCGGUCCAUAGGACGCAUCAAGUUUUUUGGGGGGGAAAUAAAGGAAAAAAAAUUAUUUCCCCCCCAGGCGCUUGUGGGGCCGGCAGCGGGGAGAAGAGCGCUUCUCCCCGCUGUCCGCCUUCAGAUCAGGUCCGGGGACAGCGGGAAGACGCGCUGCGUCUCCCAGCUGUCCCCGGAGCUUGGGGGCUGGCCGCGGGGCGAAGCGCUCUUCGCCCCGCCCCCCGCCUUGGAUCAGGUCCGGGGACUGCGGGAAGACGUGCGGCGUCGCCCAGGGGUCCCCGGAGCUUGGGGGCAGGCAGCGGGGAGAGCGCUCUUCUCCCUGCCGCCCGCCUUGAGAUCAGGUCCGGGGACAGCGGGGAGACGCGCUGCGUCUCCGUGCCGCCCCCGGUGCUUGGGGGCAGGCAGCAGGGAGAAGCGCUCUUCUCCCGGCCGCCCGCCUUGCGUUCCGGUCCGGGGACCGCGGGAUGACGGGCUGCGUCACCCAGCUGUCCCCGGAGCUUGGGGCAGGCAGCGGGGAGAAGCGCUCUUCUCCCUGCCGCCCGCCGUGCGAUCAGGUCUGGGGCCAGCGGGGAGAUGCGCUGCGUCUCCCCGCUGUCCCCGGAGCUGGGGGGCAGGCAGCGGGGGAAGCGCUCUUCUCCCCGCCGCCCGCCUUCACAUCAGGUCCGGGGACAGCGGGAAGACGCGCUGCGUCUCCCAGCUGUCCCCGGAGCUUGGGGGCAGGCAGCGGGGAGAAGCGCUCUUCUCCCCGCCGCCCGCCUUCACAUCAGGUCCGGGGACAGCGGGAAGACGCGCUGCGUCUCCCUGCUGUCCCCGGAGCUUGGGGCAGGCAGCGGGAGAAGCGCUGCUCUCCCCGCCGCCCGCCUUGAUAUCAAGUCCGGGGACAGCGGGAAGACGCGCUGCGUCUCCCUGCUGUCCCCGGAGCUGGGGCAGGCAGCGGGGAGAGCGCUGCUCUCCCCGCCGCCUGCCUUGAUAUCAAGUCCGGGGACAGCGGGAAGACGCGCUGCGUCUCCCUGCUGUCCCCGGAGCUGGGGGCAGGCAGCGGGGAGAAGCGCUCUUCUCCCCGCCGCCCGCCUUCAGAUCAGGUCCGGGGACAGCAGGAAGACGCGCUGCGUCUCCCAGCUGACCCGGAGCUUGCGGGGCCGGCGGCGGGGUCUCCCCGCCGUCAGCCUCCAAACCACUUCGGGAGACAGCGGGAUGGCGGCGUUCCGCCUCCCUCUGUCCCCCGACCUUGUGGGGCUGGCGCUGGGGCUCUCCUGAAGCCUGGAGAGCGAGAGGGUCGGUGCGCACCGACCCCUCCCGCUCUCCAGGCUUCAGUGAAAGCCUGCAUUCGCACCAUAGGACGCACACACAUUUCCCCUUCAUUUUUGGAGGGGAAAAAGUGCGUCCUAUAGUGCGAAAAAUACGGUAUAUUGGCCCUACUCAGUAGAUAUGUCAAACUAGGGUAUAGGGAUGUGGGUGGCGCUAUGGUCUAAACCACUGAGCCUCUUGGGCUUGCUGAUUAGAAGGUCGGCGGUUCAGAUCCCCGCGACGGGGUGAGUUCCUGUUGCUCUGUCCCAGCUCCUGCCAACCUAGCAGUCUGAAAGCACACCAAAAAGUGCAAGUAGGUACUGCUCCAGCGGGAAGGUAAACAGUGUUUCCAUGCGCUGUUCUGGUUUCGGUGUUCCGUUGUGCCAGAAGCGGCUUAGUCAUGCUGGCCACAUGGCCCAGAAAAACUGUCUGCAGAGAAACGCCAGCUCCCUUGGCCUGUAAAGCGAGAUGAGUGUCGUUCGUGACUGGACUUAACUGUCAGGGGUCUGUUACCUUUACCUUUUUAACUAGGGUAUAUCAAUUUCAGUGUGUCUGCUGUCAAGAAAACUUAGUUGAGUGAAAUCUAAUGUUUUUAAUUGUUUUUAGAAGUCUUAAAAAAGUCUUUAAAAUUAUUAAUGCUCUGGUUGCCACCUGGGGCUCCUUCAGAAGGAGCAGGAUAUAAAUUGAAUAAAUAAUAAUAAAUACAUAAUGUGUGCUUGGGGCCUGAGAUCUUUGUACCCAUUUUACAUAGCUGGCUGCGGUGCCUGAUAAAUUUCAAGUUUCACAUAAUUGGUUUUUGUUUUUGUUUUGUAAAGGACAUGGGCGGUGGAGGAACAGACUCUAAAAGAGCCAUUAUCAGUCUGAUACGAUCUUGUGUACAUUAAACAUCGUCAUAUAAGCCAAGUAAGAAAGAAUAAGGUAGAUAGUUUGUUUAGUUUGAUGGUUCGUUUUUAGUUCCAUCCUCACCUGUGCAUCAGUGCAAAUGUAAAUCAGUGUGUGUUAUUCCGUGGGGCCUCUUAAACUUGACACAACAACACCCUGGCCCUCAGUAUGCCCUCAUCUGGCCAAAGGACUGCCUGCCUGAGGUGAAACUCAAAACCCAACGUCCGCUGUACUAAAUCUAGCUGUUUCUUUAUUAGGCCACGCCAGCUGAUCAUAACCUAUAAUUUGGAGGUGGGAGGAGAGAUAAGAAGGAAAACAGGAGAACACUACACUAGUGACAUGUUGUGAAGGAGCAGUUGGCUGCUGCUUGGUUGCGUAGGGCGUGUGGGGGGAGUAAUAGCUUCCCCCAGAAUUCAGGAAGUUACCUUAUCCUGAGUCGGACCACUGACAGUCUAGCCUAGUGACUGGCAAUGGCUCUCUGGAGUUUCAGGCAGGGACCCGCCGGGGCCUUCGGCCUGGAAGCAGAUGCUCCACCACUGAGCUAUGGUCCUUCACUUAAAGAGAAAAUAAAAUUCCAGCCCUCUUGCUUCUGUAUGGGUUGAAGCUGCCAUAUUCAAAGCCAGGGCAUUUGUUCCAUCUAGCUCAGCAUAGUCUACACCAGCCUUUCUCAACCUGUGGGUCCCCAGAUGUUGUUGAACUACAACUCCCAUCACUCCUAGCUAGCAAGGCCAGAGCUCAGGGAUGAUGGGAGUUGUAGUCCAACAACAUCUGGGGACCCACAGGUUGAGAACCGCUGGUCUACACCAUGGGUAGGCAAACUAGGGCCCGGGGGCAGGAUCUGGCCCAAUCGCCUUCUAAAUCCGGCCUGCGGACAGUCCGGUAAUCAGCGUGUUUUUACAUGAAUAGAAUGUGUCCUUUUAUUUAAAAUGCAUCUCUGGGUUAUUUGUGGGGCAUAGGAAUUUGUUCAUUUCCUCCCCAAAAAUAUAGUCUGCCCCCCCCCCAAGGUCUGACGGACAGUGGACUGGCCCCCUGCUGAAAACGUUUGCUGACUCCUGGUCUACACUGACCAGCAGCUCUCCAGAGCUUAAGGCAAGGGAUUUCCACAGCCCUACCUUGAGAGUCCAGUAAUUGGACAUGGGUCCUUUUGCCUGCAAUGCCUUUCUACUGAGCGCACAGUCCAACCACUUUCAAGUGCAGUACGGGAAUAGCCGGAUCUUCACCUCGCCUCGUGAGCUCAGCGUGCGUAUAGUAAUCCCACAUCCCUGUGCCAGCAAGUACAGUAUCUCACAUAGAAGGCAAAUGAGGAAGUCGCUUAUUAUAGCAGUGGACAGCCCGUUACUCACCAGCUUGUAGCAGAGAUAUGCAGCCUAUUUUUGAACAUGCUUCUAUCCCUGUCCACUUAAAUUGCUUUUCUGCAGAAAGUAGGUAAGGAGCUUGUUUCCCUCCAAGGUAAAAGGUAAAGGUAAAGGACGGUUAAGUCCAGUCAAAGGCGACUAUGGGGUUAGGGAGCUCAUCUCGCUUUCAGGACGAGGGAGCCAGCGUUUGUCCACAGACAGCUUUCCGGGUCGUGUGGCCAGCAGCACUAAACCACUUCUGGUGCAACGGAACACCGAAACCAGAGCAGGGGCACGGUUACCCCAUUCAGGACCAGGGAGUCCUCCACACCAGCCCGCCCUCUGUCCCCCCAAAACAGUACUUCUGUCUUGUCGGGAUUCAACCUCAAUCUGUUAGCUGCCAUCAAUCUGCCAACUGCCUCCAGACACACAGGACUUCACCGCCUUCACUGGUUCUGAUUUAAAGGCGAGGUAGAGCUGGGUAUCAUCCGCAUACUGAUGAACACCCGGCCCAAAUCCCCUGAUGAUCUCUCCCAGCAGCUUCAUGUAGAUGUUAAAAAGCAUGGGGGAGAGGACAAAACCUGAGGCACCCCACAAGUGAGGGCCCAGGGGUCUGAACACUCAUCCCCCACCACCACUUUCUGAACACGGCCCAGGAGGAAGGAGCGGAACCACUGCAAAACACUGCUCCCUGCCCCGGUAGAUGGUCCAGAAGGAUGUUAUGGUUGAUGGUAUCAAAACCCGCUGAGAGAUCCAGCGGAAUGAGGAAACAGCUUUCACCCUUGUCCAUAGCCUGCUGGAGAUCAUCGACCAGCGUGACCAGUCUUAUCUGGAUCAAGCUUCAGUUUGUUGGCUCUCUUCCAGUCCAUUACCAUUUAACUUUUAAGAUGGCAAAUUUAGGAUGAUCUUGGCAUUCAUGUGGGAGGAGGCAGUUCUCUGGGGAAACUGACCUCCCAGCUGUUGUCAGACUACAACUCUCAGCAUCUUAGGAAUGCUGGCAGGGGCUGAUGGGAAUUGGAGUUGGGGCUGAUUUUCUACCCCUGGUGUACAUCAUUUUGACAGAAAAGGAAGCUGUACUAUGAACAUUUUAAGUGAUUUUCAGGCUUAUUAAAAGGACAGAAUGAAUAGCUUAGCUGAGCUUUCCUUCUGGUCCACCUGGGGCCAAUUAUUCAACACCACCUUCUUCAUGGAGUUUGUUCACCAUAAUUUCUCAGUCCCACUACAAAUCUCAGUAUCAGGCAAGAUAAGAACAGACCUCCAGAACAAAUUAAGUACUUAACCCGAGGUACCACUGUAUUACAAUAAAAAGCAUACAAAAAUCUGCAAAUCGUGCCCUGUAAAACAGAAGAAAAACUUGGGUAGCAAAACAGCUUGGAUCUGUUUACUCAUGAGAUUUCCUUACCCCACCUGUGCCCACUCGCUUUGUACAGUGGAAUUGGUGCUGCUACAGGUGCCAAACCACACCCGUCUUUCAAUCGCUUAGUGUGACAAUGCCAACACUAUGGAACUCCUGGCCUAUUGAAUUCAAGCAGGAGCCUUCACUGUACUCUUUUUUGUGCUUGCCAAGCCUAUCCGGAGGCUUACAAAGUAGAAGUAAUUUUAAUCUGUUUUAGUAUUUUAACUUCUGUAUACUUUUUAAGGUUUGGUUGUGUUUUUUUCUUGAUUUUACUUUUUUUUGUAAAUGGCUUUGAGGGGUUUGGUUUUUUUUACAAUCAAGUGGUGUACUGUGGAAUCUCUGGUUACGUACUUAAUUUGUUCUGGAGGUCCGUUCUUAACCUGAAACUGUUCUUAACCUGAAGCACCACUUUAGCUAAUGGGGCCUCCCGCUGCUGCCACGCCGUGAUUUCUGUUCUCAUCCUGAAGCAAAGUUCUUAACCUGAGGUACUAUUUCUGGGUUAGCGGAGUCUGUAACCUGAAGCGUAUGUAACCUGAACCGUAUGUAAUCCGAGGUACCACUGUAUAAAUCUUAUUAAAUAAAUACGUAAUAAGUUAAGCACAUCCUGCAAAAAUCUUCAUAACUCUUCCAAAGUACCUUGGAGGGAAGAUAAAAGUUUUGUCUUUGGUCAGGAUCUCCUCUCUAACGCUUCUCUUGAUUUCCUCUUCCUCCCCGCAGUCAUAAGAUUACUUAUCUGCCUUUUAAAAUGUGCCCUCAUUUUGAGCACACCAGCAGCUUUGCUAAUAGCCACUGGGUUCGUAUCUUUUUGCUGAGUCCCCAGCUCCUUGCUCUUCGACUGCUCUGUGGCCUGAGUUCAUUGAUGGCCGUGUUGACAAUGUGCCAGCUUCCCUCAGUGCCCUUACAGUUUGCUUGGUGGAGGCAGGAAGAGCCUGUGCUUUUUCUGUUUCUGGGUUUUUAAAAAAAUGUUCUUUCAGUUAACUGGUACUUUACGCCCCUAGACAUGUGAUUGAGCUGUUGAGGGAGAGGCACAUGUGUCAUAAGCUACAGGAAGGUCAUUAUAUUGUUUGUUGGGAGGGGGGUAAACACUGACCACGUGCAUGGAACUACUGGUGCGUUCAGAGGAGCAAGGAAGGCAGAUUCCUUUCUCAAGAGGGAUAGGGUGCAGAUUCUCCAGCAGAUCUGCUGCCUGUGGCAGAAUUCAGACAUGAAAAGGCAGAGGACCAGCUGGAAAGCGGGCGUUAAGAAAAGAGGUUCCGGUGCUCCUGUCCCCUGCUUUCUUGCAGCCACUGGAGUGUGCAGUGAGAACCUGGAACCGUGGACAGGGGCAUCACAAUUCGAGGUUUAUUUUUGGAAUGGGGCAGAGAGGAGAUUGUUAGCAUUGACCUGGAGUGGUUGAUUUCUUGUUUUCCAUAACAGAAGGCUGAAAAACAGGUCUUGCGUUCAGGCACUAUCCUGGUUGCAAUAGCCAACAAAGGAAUUGUGUGCAGGCGAGUGAGUGGGUUGGUGGAGGAAAGAUGGGGUGCUCUGAUUCCCUUCUAUGCCCAGCAUAGAAAGCUGGUGGGCUAUAGCUCAGUGGGUAGGGCAUGUGCUUUGCUUGUAGUAGGUUCCCAAGUCCAGUCCUUGGGAUCAUUAGGUAGGUCUGGGAACAACCUAGGGAGCAUCUGCCGGGCAGUGUAGACAACUCUGAGGUAAAUGAACCCUGUGGUCUCUGUACAAGUCAGUUCCGUCUGUUCCCAUGGAAGAAGGAGUAGUGCUUCCCCUUCCUCCUCAGCCAGCCAGUCAACUUUUUUUGCAGGCUAGUAACUGCUGUGUGGUUAUUUACAAGGCUGACCAAAAGGGGGGAAGCAAUUAACCACUGCCUCAUAUGCCUUCUAGGAUGCCAUUCGGACUCUGAAUACGCUCCAGACGAACGCCAGCUACCUGGAACAAGUGAAACGGGAGCGAGGAGACCCCCAGGCACAACUGGAAGCCAUGAAAGGUUUUUUGGAACGAAGUGGAUUGAAGGUGAGGAGGUUGGGAAGCUUAUGGGAGGCCCCUGGCCGUGAUGCGAUGCAGUCUUGAUUUUUCUGGGGUUAGUGAUGGGAUGGGGGAGAGGGAGGGCUGUCUAUUAGCAGCCAUUGCUGCCUGCACUGAUGAGGUGUAGCAGAACAGCUAAACUGAAAGGUUCAUUCACUUUUUCUCCGGCAGGUCGAAGACCUGGAUCAACUGAACAUCAUUCACGUCACUGGGACGAAGGGCAAGGUGAAAGGGGUUGCAGGGGGGAAGCAAUACUUGGAAUAGCUCCAAAGGCCUUGACACAUGAGGGAAAUGUGGGGCAGUUUGCUGUGGGGAAUUGAGAGUGCUCAGUUCCAGAGUGUUUGAAUGACGUAUGGCUUGGCGAUGUAUCGGUAUUGUCCAAAACCAGUCUGAAGUCCACCUCGUGGUAAUGGUUUCAUAGUAUUUGAUGUGGUGAUAUAUCGUGAAUCACAAUGCAUGCAUGUGCUGCAAAAAUCACAAUGUGGGAAAAACCGUGGGUUUGGUCAUUGCUCCUCUCCUCAUUCCUGCUGCCCCUCAACUCUCCUCUGCCUCCUGCAGGUGCUGAAGAAAGCAGCCUACCUGGGAACUUUCCUCAUGAGCUUCUUGUUUUAAGCGCAGGUGCCAGGCUGGUAGGCAGUUGAGGGAGACGCAGACCGAGCCAGCUCCAAGCUUCUUGCUGGGAGUCCCUUUCCUUCCUCUGAGAGUCAGCAUGGUGUAGUGGUUAAGAGCGGUAGUCUCGUAAUCUGGUGAACCAGGUUCGCAUCUCUGCUCCUCCAGAUGCAGCUUCUUGGUGACCUUGAGCCAGUCACACUUCUCUGAAGUUUCUCAGCCCCACUCGCCUCACAGAGUGUUUGUUGUGGGGGAGGAAGGGAGAGGAGAAUGUUAGCCGCUUUGAGACUCCUUCGGGUAGUGAUAAAGUGGGAUAUCAAAUCUAAAUUCUUCUUCUUCUCUUUCUUUCUUUCUUUCUUUCUUUCUUUCUUUCUUUCUUUCUUUCUUUGGGCUGUCUCUGCCUGCCCACAAGACCCUGACACCGGAGCCAUACCGGGGUCCUCACAAGUGCAGGAAGCCCUUUCGGCCUCGCCUCCCCAGCCCCCCCCCCAGUUGUUGCCCAGCCCUGCCAUUUGAACUGCUGCUGCCCUCAGCUGGGGCUCUCUUGGAAGCUGCUCCACAUGGAGCAUGUAGUGGUAAUCCAAGUGGGAGAUAACCAGAACAUGUACCACUCUUGCAAGACAGUGCACAGGAAGUUAGGGUUGCAGCUGGUGUACCAAAUGGAACUAGUAGACAACUGCCCUGGAUACAAAAUUGACCUGCAUCUCCAUGGACAGUUGUGCAUCUAAAAAGACCCUCAGAUCGUGCACCUGGUCCUUCAGAGGCACAGUUACCCCAUUCAUGACCAGGGCAUUUCCCACACUGGCCCUCCUCCGUCCCCCAAUACUUCUGUCUUGUCGGGAUUCCACCUCAUUAUAUUGACUGCCAUCCAUCGCCCAAUUGUCUCCAGAUACCCACACAGGAUGUUCACUGCCUUCACUGGUUCUGAUUUAUAUGAGAGGUAAUAAUAAUAAUAAUAAUAAUAAUUUUUAUUUAUACCCCCCCUCCCCAGCCAAGGCCAGGCUCAGGGCGGCUAACAAGCAAUAAAAACAAGCUGAAUGAAUACAACUUAAAAACAAGAUUAAAAUACAACAAUUAAAAUAUUGAAACAUUAAAAUAUUAAAAUGCAGCCUCAUCACAGGAGGAGAAAGGAAAAGAAAAAGAAAGAGGGGGAGGGAAUCAAAUUGGCUCCAAGCCAAAGGCCAGGCGGAACAACUCUGUCUUACAGGCCCUGCGGAAAGAAAUCAGAUCCUGCAGGGCCCUGGUCUCACGAGACAGAGCGUUCCACCAGGCCGGAGCCAGUGUUGAAAAGGCCCUGGUUCUGGUUGAAGCUAAUCUAACUUCCACUAGGGUGUUGCUAUUUAUGCACCUUGAGGCUCUCCGUGGGGCAUACCGGGAGAGGUGGUCCUGUAGGUACGAGGGUCCUAGGCCGUGAAGGGCUUUAAAGGUCAAAAGCAGCACCUUAAAUCUGACCCUGUACUCCACCGGGAGCCAGUGCAGCUGGAAAAGCGCUAGGUGAAUAUGCUCCCAUGGCAGAGACCCAGUGAAGAGCUUCGCUGCUGCAUUCUGCACCCGCCGGAGUUUCUGGGACAGCUUCAAGGGCAGCCCCGCGUAGAGUGAAUUACAGUAGUCAAGCCUGGAGGUUACCGUUGCAUGGAUCACUGUGGCCAGGUCGGGGCGGGAAAGGUAAGGGACCAGCUGCUUGAUGCGGCGAAGGUGGAAAAAUGUCGCCUUGGCUGUUGCUGUAACUUGCGCCUCCAUGGAAAGGGAGGCGUCAAGGAUUACACCCAAACUCUUAACGGAAGGCAAUGGCACUAAUUGGGCCCCCGCAAGAGAAGGGAGUUGGUCCCUCAUCCCUAUGCCAUCCCGACCCAGCCAUAGGACCUCUGUCUUCGAAGGAUUUAGUUUCAAUCGGCUGCCAUGAAACCAUCCAGCCACAGCUUGCAAGCAUCUGGUCAGUGUGUCCGGGGUCGAGUCGGUGUGGCCAUCCAUCAGCAGGUAGAGCUGAGUGUCAUCAGCAUAUUGGUGACAGCCCAGCCCCAACCCCCAGAUUAUCUCUGUCCACGGCUUCCUAUAAAUACUAAGAAGCAUGCAGGAGAGGACAGAGCCCUGUGGCACCCCACAAGUGAAUGCCCAGGAGUCCAAACAUUCACCCCCAACACAACUUUAUGGACACAACCCAAGAGGAAGGAGUAGAACCACUGCAUAACAGUGCCCUCAGCUCCCAACCUGCCUAGAUGGUCCAGAAGGAUGCCAUGGUCAUUGGUAUCAAAGCCGCUGAGAGAUCCAGCGGAACGAGGAAACAGCUUUCACCCUUGUCCGUAGCCCGCCGGAGAUCAUCGACCAGCAUGACCAAGACGGUUUCCAUCCUGUGAUGGGGCCUGAAUCCCGAAUGGAAGGGAUCCAAAUGGUCCACAUCCUCCAGACAUACCUGGAGUUGUUCAGAGACCACACAAUCAUCUUGCCCAGGAAUGAAAGAUGGGAUUGGGCAAUAAUUGGCUACAAACCACCUGAAAGAGUCUCCUAGUACUGUUUUCUGCAGAUGCAGUAGAGGCGGUGAAGAAGGUCCUCUUCACCAUCACUAUCUCCACUUGGUAGGCUAGAUAUUGAGCUCUAACCUAUGUUUGGUCCGAUUUGGAAUGUGUUUUUCUUCACUGGCCCUCUAGCCAUCUCAAUGAUUGUUUCAUUGCCUUCAGCUCCGGGGGAAACCACAGGGCCUUCCAGGCUCCAUGCAAUCAGAGGACACUUCAGAGCCAGACAGUUUGCAUUCCAGUGUGCCACCAGGGAAUCAACUAAAAGGCAAUCAGCAUGGGAUAAUACAUCCCCUCCUACUCUCUGGGAGCCAUUUGGGUCCAUUAAGUAGCAGGGAUGGACCAUUUGAAUUGGUCUCACCUCUCUGUGUAGGGGAAGGGUCGCGGAGAAGUCCAGUUGCACCAGGAAGUUCUCUGACCAUGGCACUUGUUUUGUUCCACUGGAACUUAGUGUCAGAUCACUCACGUCCACAGAGGUAAAAACACCUGAUCUAAGGCAUGUCCAUGGCUAUGAGUCAGGCCAAACUUAUUCAGGGACAUCCCCAUGGAGGCCAUGCUUUACACGAAGUCCUGAGAGUCCCCUUGUAAGGUUAUGUCGGCAUGGAUGUUAAAAUUCCCCAGGACAACCAAACUAGGCGUCUCCAGGAGAACAUGUGUCAUGACCCGAAGCAGCUCUGGCAGGGAAUCCUUGGUGCAGCGAGGAGGUCGGUCCACAAUAGGAAUGCUGUACUGCUCCUAUUGUCCAAGUUCUAGAACAUGCACUCAGAAAACUGGGUCUCUCUCCCUAAUAGGACACCUGAUGAUAACUAAUAACUUCCUAAAAAUCACUGCCACCCCCCUUCCCACUCACAUGCCCUGGGUUGCUGUGCAUAAGAGAAACCUGGUAGACAAGCAGGAGCAAGAACAUCUGCUAUGUCUAACCAAGUUUCUGUUAUACAUGCCAGGUCAACUCCUCCAUCCAUGUUCAAAUUAUGGAUGGCAGUGGUCUUAUGAAUUUUGACCUGGCAUUGCACAGCAGCACCUUAAGGUCAUGUGGGACACCCUGGUUGAUACCUGCAUCCUUCUGGUCAGGACCAGACCUGGAGGCAAUGACUAAACCUGCCUCCUUGGUAAUGACAUGGAGCAACUCCUCCUCCUGCCCCGAUCACUGAGAUUGGGUAUCCCAAUGCAUCCCCCCCCCCCCAUGGAACCUGCCCCAGACAUGUUGGCUAGGACCCACUCCUGGGACAGCCCUGUCCCUCUCCCCUUAAAUAACUUUUAUAAUUUAACUAACAUAAAUAACUAAGCUAAAAAUACAAAUGCAAACUAACAUAUGAGCAUUUCACAAUUACCCCCACCCCAAGAAAUACACCCCCAAUUAAAACUCUACAUUAAAACAAUUGAAACAAUUAAAAACAGCUUAAAAUAUUUCACAGCCAAUGGCUCCUUCCUUCCUUCUCCCCUUCUGUGUUUGUGUCUCCCUCGUGUAUAUUAGGGAACAUUUUCUCAUCUUGCCUUUGAUAUCUAUGCUAUUAAUUAGUCCUACAGCUUUAAUUUUUUUGAAAAUGUGCUAAUUUACAAAUUACCUGUACUAUAAAAUAACAGUCGUAGCAAUAUGUUAAAGGGAAGUUAAAUUUUGUAAGUUUUAGACCCCUAAGUAGUAGCAGUUGCCAGGGGAUUACCCAGUUUGCCUCUACAGAGUUCCAUCCUUAUUUCAGACAUCGUUCUGUAUCGGUAUAUCGCAAUGUUUAGCUGUUGAUAUAUCACGAUCCUGAAACCAGACAUCGCCCAGCCCUCAAGCAGCCCUUUUCAUUUCUGGCCAGAUGUCAGAUGCUCAUUUCAGUCUGUCGCUCUCCACGCCGUUUCAAGUAGCAGAACCUUGUCUGUUAUCUAGGAGAGUGCAUACAAGCCCUGCUUUUCCUGCAGGUACUUCAUGCUGUUUCCAGUCCACCAUUCUGUUCUCAUUUUUACACAGCGCUAUGCUGUUUCAUCCGCCCAAAAAUCCUAGCUGCACCUCUAGUGGUGGAGCCCCAGAAUUGUACAAAAAGGUACAAUGGAACUACUGCGCUUUAUUGUGGUUCUUCUAAAGAUGGUUUCUGAGAAACGAAGGUGUCCUUCAGCUGUGGGCUUUUAGGGGCUUCCGUUUCGUUACCCCAGGGGAGCCAUCCCUUAUCUCACUUUAACCGACACCUGUCUCUCGUCGAAGGGCUUUGUGAAGACGGAACAAUCCUUACUCCCUGGACAGAAGCAGCGGGAGGGGAGGGGGUGCAUGCAUUUCACGCUGCUAUUUUGCUGCAAGUGUAUUGCGUCUCCUAAGGACGGGCGGAGGGCUCUGGGACCCUGCAGCUUCCUUCCCAAAGCCAGGCGCCUUGCUUAGCCGCAGUGCGGGAUUUGGAGGACUGGAUGUUUCUCUGCACAGGGUGCUGACGUAAGGUGGUGUGAAGUUGAGACGCUCCAGUUGGGGGCGCCAAAUAUUGGCCUCCACAGGCGCCAUUUUAUGAAGAUUACAAAGGCCCUUCCAUUUUGUUUGGCCUUGGGAGGACAGCGCAAGGGCUCUGGGAUGCUGUCAGAGCCCUGGCACCACCUUCCCAAAGCCGGAAGUGGUGUUGAGCUGCUGCAAAAUUGAGAAGAUCCACUUGGGGGCGCCAAAUAUUGGCCUCACAGGCACCAUUUUAUGAAGAUUACAAAGGCCCUUCCAUUUUGUUUGGCCUUGGGAGGACAGCGCAAGGGCUCUGGGAUGCUGUCAGAGCCCUGGCACCACCUUCCUAAAGCCGGGGCACCAAAGAUUGGCCUCCACAGGACGCCAUUUUAUGGAAGAUUACAAAGGCCCUACCAUUUUGUUUGGCCUUGGGAGGACAGCACAAGGGCUCUGGGAUGCUGUCAGAGCCCUGGCACCACCUUCCCAAAGCUGGGGUGCCAAAGAUUGGCCUCCACAGGACGCCAUUUUAUGGAAGAUUACAAAGGCCCUUCCAUUUUGUUUGGCCUUGGGAGGACACUCUAGGGCUCUGGGAUGCUACCAGAGCCCUGGCACCGCCUCCCUCAAGCUGAAAGUGGUGCUGAGAUGCCGCAAAAUUGAGAAGAUGCAUAACUGUGAGGAUCCACUUGGAGGCGCCAAAUAUUGGCCUCACAGGGUCAAUUUUAUGGAAAAUUACAAAAUCCCUUUUGUCUGGUUUUGGGAAGGCGUCACAAGGGCUCUUCACAGAGCCAGGCGGAUUCGGCACUUUGGAACUUUUCCUAUACAGGGGCUGUACAGGAAAGAUUUAUGAAAGAUUAUUUUGUCUGUGUCUCCCUCGUGUCUAUGCCCCCCCUCGGUAUGUUUCCCAUUUUCUUCCCCUUACGCUUGAACUCUCCUCAGUUCUCCCCUAGCCCUUCUGCUUUCUCACACAUUUGUUCCCGAACCCUAUGCUGCUUUAUGUGCUUCCCCCACUUCCCUCCCAACCACCCCCACUAGCGAUUACACAGGGUUGGGGGGAGUGUUUUUUGUUUUUAUUUUUCUUGUGUUUGUGUUGUUUGGUUUCCCCUGAAUAGCUUCCCUUCAUAUUACAAAGCAAGCCUUUAUUAAAAAGCAGGUUACCUCCUUGUUAUAGAGUUCCAUUCUUAUUUCAGACAUCGUGAUAUGUUGGUAUAUAACGAUGUUUAGCUGGUUAUAUAUCGCAAUGUUGAAAACCAAACAUCGCCCAGCCUUAGUCUGAAGAGCUGACUCAGUCUGGCUUUUCUGUGUGAUUGGAUGCAGACCUGGAUUUAUUCAUUAGUGUGUAUAUACAAGGGGUAGCUAAUGUGACACCACCGGACACUGCUAAACUACAACUCACCUCGGUCCCAACCAGCAUGUCUAACCAUCAACAUCUGGAGGACACCAUGUUGACUGUCUCUGAUAUACAUGGACACAAAACAUGCUCUUUUAAUCCAGACACUGUUUUUAAAGAAAUGCCGUUCUUAAGCAAAACGUUCUAAACAUUUUUAGUGCUUCUAGUUUUUCCAGUUGUGUUUAUGGUUUAUGGUUAGGGUGCCAAAAGGGCAGGAUAUAAUAUUGUUGCUAUGUAUUGUAUUUCUUGCCAGCCCUUCACCAGAAUCACAUUAUUAUUAUUAUUAUUAUUAUUAUUAUUAUUAUUAUUUCCUGGGCUGCCCAUUGUUUGGUCCUGGGCAAAAUCUUUAUCUCGCUCAGUUCUCCAACUGUAAAAAUGGGAAUAAUAUCCUUUUUCUUGUGAAGAAAGAACAAAAGGAAGAGUUCAUGAAUGGAAAAGCACCAGAUAUAGAAAGGUGGGGUGGUUAGAAAACAUCCAGACGGUGGUUGAUUUGCAGGCUUUAACCUGGCCAGAUGGUUCACAGCAUUCUCACUCCCCCACCCUCCCACCCACAGUGUAAGUUAAUGAGCAAUUCUAAAUGAACCCCCAUUUGAAUGAGUAGCUAUGUAUAUGUAUUACUUGGGCUCCUGUAUCAAAUCACCUGAGUUGUCUUGGGUAGCAGUUUUGUCCAGAUUCCCCUUGCCAGACAGAUGUGUCCCUGUCCCGAUUUCUUUUUUAACCAGCAGCGUGUGGGUAGAACUUGAGCCUGCCUUCCUGCUAGAAGAAGGGAUACCCUCCCUUCUUGCCUUUGUCCACUUGUUAAUUUAUUUCGUGCUUCUCCCCCACCUCAGGGUUCAGCAUGUGCCUUCACAGAACGCAUUCUUCGCAACUAUGGCUUAAAGACUGGUUUCUACAGGUAGGUGCUGCUGAGUUGAGGGCUGGACUGGCUAGGCCCCUCUUGGUUCACAUUCCCACCAUACAUUAAAAGCACGAUGAUACCAGUUUUAAACAGCCAUUGCUUCCACCCCACAAAAAAAGAAUGCAGGGGGCUGAAAUUUGUCAAGGGCGAUGAGAGUUGUUAGGAGGUCUCUAUUCCCCCUCAAAGCUGCAAUUCCAAGGAUUCCCUGGGAAGAAGGGUUGAUCAUUAAACCACUCUGGGAAUCAUAGUUUUUUUAAUUCUGUCAAUUCUGUGACACAGGCCAGUUCUGUGUCCAGGGCAGCUGUUUAUCAGCUCCAUCUGAUACUCAGGCUGAGACCCUACCUGCCCGCGGACUGUCUCGCCAGAGUGGUGCAUGCUCUGGUUAUCUCUCGCUUGGACUACUGCAAUGCGCUCUAUGUGGGGCUACCUUUGAAGGUGACCCGGAAACUACAAUUAGUCCAGAAUGGGGCAGCUAGACUGGUGACUGGGAGCGGCUGCCAAGACCAUAUAACACCGGUCUUGAAAGACCUACACUGGCUCCCAGUAUGUUUCCGAGGACAAUUCAAAGUGUUGGUGCUGACCUUUAAAGCCCUAAACGGCCUCGGUCCAGUAUACCUGAAGGAGCGUCUCCACCUCCAUCGUUCUGCCCGGACACUGAGGUCCAUCUCCAAGGGCCUUCUGGCGGUUCCCUCCAUGCGAGAAGCAAAGCUACAGGGAACCAGGCAGAGGGCCUUCUCGGUAGUGGCACCUGCCCUGUGGAACGCCCUCCCACCAGAUGUCAAAGAGAAAAAAACUACCAAACUUUUAGAAGACAUCUAAAGGCAGCCCUGUUUAGGGAAGCUUUUAAUGUUUAAUAGCUUAUUGUAUUUUAGUGUUUUGUUGGAAGCCGCCCAGAGUGGCUGGGGGGACCCAGCCAGAUGAGCGGGGUAUAAAUAAUAAAUUAUUAUUAUUAUAAUCAUAGUUUUGUUAAGGGAGCAGGUGGGACAACAUGUGUAGUGGCCGUGCUGAGACUGGGAUGGGAUAGGACAGCGGCAAGCGGAGUGGAGGGGAGCUUUGGGGCUGGCAGCAGCUACAGAUGUGCAUGCUUUCACACCCGUUACCAACUUGUUGCUGCUUUGCAUCCUGGCGUGCGACAGCACUGCUGCAGCCACAAGGGUGCCCAACCUCGUGCCUCCGCUGCCCUUCACCAAUGUUUGUAGGAGAGACAAUGCAGCAGGGCAUGCAGUGAUAUCUGGGCUCUACUUGGUGGGUUCACACAGAGUCUAGGGCUUAAUCCUCUCUGUCUGUUUCUCUCCAAAGUUCUCCACAUCUGGUUCAAGUACGCGAGAGGAUCCGGAUUAAUGGGCAGCCCAUCAGCAAGGAGCUGUUCAGCAAGUACUUCUGGCAGGUGUAUAAUCGGUUGGAGGAGAGCAAGGUGAGUGCGGCAGAACCUGUUUGCCACCAGUGUUGCAGUGCGCGGGGCUCCUGUUCACUGUCCCUGAUGGCCAGCAAUGGCCUUUCCCCAGAAUCUCCCAUUCCAUUACCAGACUGCCAAGUCGGUUGUCAUUCUCUGGCUGCUGAUCAUGCAUAGUCUUUGUGGGCCUGUUUUGGGGUGGUUUCAAGAGAGUGUUGGGGGUUUCCUGUGGUACUGCUGCAAACCUUGGGGGUUCCCCAGGUCUGCUGAUCCACUUUGUCUUGUGCAUGGAUGGUGGUGUUUAGGCUACAUCUUCAACGGCACUCACAGCAUGAACGUUAGAAAUAGAAGGAAUGAUAAGGCAAAAUGAUGGUUUUCCAUCAGUAGAUUUCUGCCUAGAGUUGUGAUUUUGUGGGUUCAGAGCUGUCACUUUUGCCAUUUUGUAUAUACAGUGGUGCCCCGCAAGACGAAUGCCUCGCAAGACGGAAAACUCGCUAGACGAAAGAGUUUUCCGUUUUGGAGGUGCUUCGCAAAACGAAUCUGCUAUGGGCUUGCUUCGCAAGACGAAAAUGUCUUGCGAGUUCCUGCGUUUUUUUUUUCCUUUUCCCCCUCUUUUUCUAAGUCGCUAAGCCGCUUAUCUGCUUAUCCGAUAAGCUGAUAAGCCGCUAAAGCCGCUAAAAGCCGCUAAUAGCGCUAAUAGCGCUAAUCCGCUAAUCCGUCAAUGGGCUUGCUUCGCAAGACGAAAAAACCGCUAGACGAAGAGACUCCCAGAACGGAUUCUUUUCGUCUUGCGAGGCACCACUGUAUUUUUAAAAUUAUCUUGGUUUAUUUGUUUAAAACAUUUCUCAGCCAUUCCUCUUUUUAAAAAUCAAAUAAAAGUAUUCAAAAGUUAACAAAAAUGUUGCUAUAAAGUAUUUCUGGAACUGUGUUGCAUAAAGUUUGAGUGAGAAAAUAGUUCACAUAAUUCUGAUGUGUGAUUGUUUUUGCUGUAAAAGCAUUUAAAAUAGAAACUUUUGUUGUAUGCUUUGAUAGAUUUGUGGUUGGUGGUUUUAUAUUGACAUAGCUGUAUGAAAAUAAAAGACUACUGUCUGGGGGAAAAAAUAAUUCUAGCUUUGCUGUUGGACUAAGCACAACAGUUUGAAAGUCACCUGCACUAUGGAGCCCAGAGUUCACAUCUCAAGGAAACCCAGUUUGGUUGAUUAAUGGUGAACAAAGAGAGGCUUUGUUUUGGGGUAUAGAUUGCUCAUUGGUGAAUUGCAGUCCUCCUAACCCACAGCUUGCUUUCUCCAAAGGUUUCUGAACAUCCAGCCAUGCCUGCCUACUUCCGUUUCCUCACCAUCAUGGCUUUCCAUGUCUUCUUGCAGGAAAAGGUACUCCUUGCAGACUCAAUCAUUAAUGUUGACCAGAGUGAGACUAGGCUUAGACUUUGGGUCUAAGCCACAUUGACACCAGACAUUUAAAGUACUAUGACUCUGCUUUGAACAGCCGUGGCUUCACCCAAGGAAUUAUGGGAGCUGUAGUCCGUUCAAGGUGAGAAUUGUUAGGAGGCCUCUAUUGCUCUCACAGAGCUGCAGUUGCCUGAGUCGUCCUUCUUCACAGGGAACUCUAGGAAUUGUAGCUCCCAUAAUUCUUUGGUAGAAGCCAUGUUUAAAGUAGUAUCAUAGUGCUUUAAAUGCAUGGUGUUUGGAUACAUUCCAGUUAUGGCAUCUUGGCCUUUAGGGUGCUGGGCCGGACAUGGAGGAAGUGGUCGUGCUUUUGGUAGGCAUGCAGAAGACCCCAGGUUGGGCUGAGAGAGAACUCUGCCAGAAAUCAUGGAGAACAUUGCUGCCACUCACUGUAGACAAUACUAAAAUAGGUGGGACCAAUAGUCUGACUUGGUAUAAGGCAGCUUCCUAUGUUCCUAAGGAGCUUGGUGGCAUUGCUCGCAUGGCCCUUUAAAGAAAAGGAGAUCAGACAGAUUAGUGCAGGCUUCCUCAGCCUUGGCCCCUCCAGAUGUUUUUGGCCUACAACUCCCAUGAUCCCUAGCUAGUAGGACCAGUGGUCAGGGAUGAUGGGAAUUGUAGUCUCAAAACAUGGAGGGCUGAGGUUGAGAAAGCCUGGAUUAGUGGAAGAUAGAAGCCUGUCAAUGGCUCCUGGUCGUGGUAAAUGGGAUUUACAGCAAAAUAUUGCCAUUCCUCCCUGUUCCUCUCAGAAGAGUUCUUCUGCUUAGGGCUUGCACAGCCUGGAACAGGAGCCUUGUUUUUAUGUUUUGUCACCACAAAAGAGGGCACAGAUGCAUACAUAUUAGCAGAUGCAAAUAUAUGAGUCAGUGCAAUUUUAGAGAUAAUGGCUGUAAUUUCAAUGGAAAACUCACCUUAGUGUGGAAGACUGUGAAUGUGUGAUUGGUUGCUUACUCUGCUGUCCAGGUGCUAACUAUAGAUGAACAACUUCAAGGCCCCAUCCUGUUCUACCUUUGUUAUCAGAUUUGACUGGACAACCUUCCAACAGAUGACACUUUAUUUGAAAGUGUCCUCUGUAGAGAAGGACAUGUGGCCACCCUCCUUAUUGUGUUGUUCAGGUCUAUCCAGUUUUCAGAGCGAGAGAGGGAUAAAGGAUGCCCCGCCCCUUGAGAUUCCAUGCUGCACUUUAUGGUGCAGGGGUAACCAAUAUGUCACCCUCCAGAAGUUGCUGGAGACCGACUCUCACUAGUCCCGGAAGGUGUCUUUAAGGCCAACCUUCCCCCAGCUUGGAGGAUUUCCAUAACUCUUGAACCGCCAUCAGCUCCAGCCAGCAUGACCCAGUGGUCAGAGACAAUGAAAGCUGUAGCCCAACUUCCCCUGGAGUGUGCCUGCUCUGUGUACAUGCUCUGUGUACGUACUUUGCUGAUACGCACCUUUCUUCUUCCCAGGUAGACCUAGCAGUCAUGGAAGUUGGCAUUGGUGGUGCAUAUGACUGCACCAAUAUUAUCAGGUAGGGCAUCUGUGCGCGGUUCGAAAUGGCCGUCAUCUUCUUGGUGGGAAAUGCUUUGAAUGCCAUCUCAUAAAAAAGAACAUUAAGCAGUUUCUUGCUUCCCUAAUGAGUGGGCACAGUUCACCAAGCAGUUUCCCACUGGUGUGUACGCUCCGUUUCUUAAUUUAUAUUAUUACUAUUAUUUAUUUCCUUUCCCACUUUUUCUCCAAGGGGCUAAUGAUGAAUGCACAUAGCCCUCCCACUCCGCAUUAUACCGGUGAGGUAGGUUAAGCAUAGAGGCCAUUCCUGCCUCAGGUCCACCCAACUGAGGUUCAUGACUGAGUGGAGAUACGGCCCCAGGUCUCUCAGUCUUUCGCCCACUGCAUCACACUGGCUUUCAGCAUAUCAGCUAGUAGUUGUCGUUAUAUAUAAUUGCUUACAGUCUUAAGGGACAUGGUACAAAAGGCAAAACAAAUGUGAAGAGAAAGACAGGCAAGUUCAGUCACCAGAGUGUGACAAGAUUACGUAACUUAAGAUGGAGAAUGACUGCUGAUGCUGGCAGUUUUGGGAAGGGAGGAACCAAACUGGACAGUUGGUCCCAUGCUAGCUGGUACACCUUUCCUCUGGUGCAACUGGGAUAAAUGCAGGCAGUUCUAGAGUCGGGUCGCCUGCCCCAUAUAGCACAAUAGCACCAACUUGCAGGAAUUGUGGGCUAGCUUACAGCAGUCCUAUUCUCGUUGUACGGGCCUGUCAUCGUGCGAGCUACCUCAGCGAGGCCUGGCGAGUAAAGGGGAGGUGGAACACUGACCUCUGGUUUGCUCAAAAGAGGUGUGUGAGUGUGAGCACUUGGACCCCAUUGCCAUUCACUGAGACCUGUGGUUUGAAUACAGUAGAGUCCCCAAGCCCAAGGAGAAGGGAUGUCUUUCUCACACCUUCUCUUCCUUGUAGGAAGCCGGUUGUGUGUGGGGUUUCCUCUCUGGGUAUCGACCACACCAGCAUCUUGGGUGACACCAUUGAGAAGAUUGCCUGGCAGAAGGGAGGCAUCUUCAAGGUAAGGCCUUAAUGUCCUUAGGUGAGAUGUCUUUAUUACCUCAGGUGAAACAUAGGGCAGGAAAUGGAUGCGGAGGGGUCUGCUGCUGUGGGGUUGCUUUUAUUUAGUGGGCCUAUUUUUCCGUACAAGAUUAUUGGUUAGCUAUUCCUUGUUUCAAUGUUGGAGUGUUUUAUCGGAAUGAGAAUUGUGUGGAUGGAGAGAUGCAGUGAUUGUAAGGAGAGUCAUUGUAUAUGUGGGGUUGUGUGUUUAUAUUCAUUUUGUGUAGUGUGAAAGGUUUUUUUGUAAUUUGGAUUCAUGCAUAUUUUGUAUUUUUUUUAAAAUUAUAAACUGUACUUAUGCCGCAUUGUUUGCACAUAUGUCAAUUUCCCUUUUUCUUAUCCUUUGAAUUCUAUGGAAAUAUUGUGUUUUUAAUAUUCGGUUGGGAGCUGUCCAGAGUGGCUGGGGAAACUCAGCCAGAUGGGCAGGGUAAUAAUAGUAGUAAUAAUAAUAAUAAUAAUAAUAAUAAUAAUAAUCGUGAUGUAUCUAUCGUCUGAGGGGACGCGGGUGGCGCUGUGGGUAAAACCUCAGCACCUAGGAUUUGCCGAUCGCAUGGUCAGCGGUUCGAAUCCCCGCGGCAGGGUGAGCUCCCACCGUUCGGUCCCAGCUCCUGCCCACCUAGCAGUUCGAAAGCACCCCUAAGUGCAAGUAGAUAAAUAGGGACCACUUAUCUAGCGGGAAGGUAAACGGCGUUUCCGUGUGCGGCGCUGGUGCUGGCUCGCCAGUGCAGCUUUGUCACGCUGGCCAUGUGACCCGGAAUUGUCUUCGGACAGCGCCGGCUCCCGGCCUCUAGAGCGAGAUGAGCGCGCAAACCAUAGAGUCGGUCACGACUGGCCCGUACAGGCAGGGGUACCUUUACCUUUAUCUAUCGUCUGUCUAUUGCCAUAUCAUCUAUCUAUCUAUCUAUCUAUCUAUCUUUCUAUCCACACACACACAUAAACUGAUGUUUCACAUUUGAACUUUCUAAUUGUUUGAGGCCACUUUCACACCAUUCACACCUCUUGAGUCUGAACCUUUGAAUGCUUCCCUGGCCACUCACCUCCACUGAACCUGCUUUGCCCGCGGAGUGUUUUUCCCUGGCUGGAAUAUAUCCCUAAACUCUCAUAAUUCCUUUUGCUUCUGUGGAUAGAUGGAGGAUAGAGAGGGCUCUGCAAGUGUGUGCGUAAGCUAGCCUGUUGUGCACCCCUGGCAUGUGGCCCUCGGGAGGGUUGUCCAGAAGGAAAGGUGGCCCUUGAGCUGAAAAAUGUUUCCUAUCCCUGAUGGAACAGAACCUGACUUCCCACUCACUCAAGCAGCCCACACAGCAUGUAUGUUGGCACCUCCUGCUCAGCUUUGGCGCACUGUGCAACUUGGUGGAAUAUGGCCAGGCUGCAUUUGGGAGCAGAAACUGUGUGUGUUCCUUUUUCUAGUGUUCUGAGGCUGCUGAUUUAUUCUUUCUCGGCUUGCUUUUCAGCCUGGAGUGCCGGCCUUCACUGUUCCUCAGCCAGAGCGGCCCUUAGAUGUCCUGAGAGAGAGAGCUGAGAAGAGCUCGGUAAGAAGUCGCACAAAACACACCCUUAUGUCCUUAGCCUCCUUCUCAGAACAUGAGUCCCUCCUGGUGUGUGAAAAGGGGGUAGGAUAUGGAAACCUAGUUCCAUGAAGAAAUGCCCAAGGGAGUGGACAUUUUUAGCUUGGAGAAGAGAAAACUGAGGUAAACAUGGAGGUGAGCCCUCUUCCUGUGCAGCUGCCUUCACCAGCCCUGGUGUCCUCCAGAUGUUUUGGACCACAACCCGCACCAGCCCCAGCCAGCUUUAGCCCAGAACAACAAGGGAACCAGGUUAGUGAAGGACUGCCAUGUUUGGAAUAGGGAAAGAUCUUGUCUCUGGUAUCACCCAGGGGAGGACAGGUAGAUUUCAGGUGAACACCUAGAAGCUUAAUGACAACAACACCAGUUCAGCAAUGGGACAGUGCAUGUUUGCAGCAGGGGCAACGCGAAGUUAGGGUUAAAAACCACUGGUUCAUGUUGGGUGUUAUCCACUUGGGCAGUCCGGUUUCCUACGUGACUGGUUGGGACGGCUGGCGUGGAGUGGAUAACCGGAGGGUGGAAGCCUUUGUCUUCUGCAGCCCUGUUUAGGGAAGCGUUUAAUGUUGAAUAGACUAUUGUAUUUUAAUAUUCUGUUGGAAGCCGCCCAGAGUGGCUGGGGAAACCCAGCCAGAUGGGUGGGGUAUGAAUAAUAAAUCAUUAUUAUUAUUAUGCAGUGCCAGCUGUACCUGUGCCCUGACCUGGAUGCCUUCGAAGAGGAUGGGAAGCCUCUUCCACUGGGAUUGGCAGGUGACCACCAGCGCUCCAACGCUGCCUUGGCCCUCCAGCUCUCUCACAUGUGGCUUGGACAGCAGGGGUAUCUGGGUGAGUGGAAGGAGUCAUUUUUCACUUUUGGUGGCGGGGCGGGGCUGUGCCCCUCAGAACAACUUCCAAUCCAUAACUGGAACGCUCAGGUAUAAGAUGGAGUAGCCGUGAGAAUAUGUCAUGCUACAAUGUUGGAAAAGUAUACAACUCCACUCUCGUGUCUGAAUUGACUCUGUACAUAGCAGCAAAGCAAGGGUGGGGAUCCACAGGCCUGGGAGCAGAAUGUGGCCCUCCAGGCCUUCUGUCUGGCCCUCAGCACUCUUUCUGGGACACAUCCCAUCCCCAGCUACAUGUCUUGCAAGCCCUACCUUGCAGCCUCUUUGAAAGAUUACUCUUGCCAUGCUGGAAUGUGUUCUUGGACUCUGAUAAUGUCUCUCGCUUGACUGCAUGGAAGAUAGAGAAUUAUUAUUAUUAUUAUUAUUAUUAUUAUUAUUAUUAUUAUUAUUUAUACCCCGCCCAUCUGGCUGGGUUUCCCCAGCCACUCAGGGCAGCUUCCAACAAAAUAUUAAAAUACAAUAACCUAAUAAGCAUUAAAAGCUUCCCUAAAGAGGGCUGCCUUCAGAUGUCUUCUAAAGGUCUGAUAGUUGUUUUUCUCUUUGACAUCUGGUGAGAGGGCGUUCCACAGGGAAGGUGCCACUACUGAGAAGGCCCUCUGCCUGGUUCCCUGUAACUUGGCUUCUCGCAGCGAGGGAACUGCCAGAAGGCCCUCGGCGCUGGACCUCAGUGUCCGGGCAGAAUGAUGGGGGUGGAGACGCUCCUUCAGGUAUACUGGACCGAGGCCUGUGCUAAGUCUUUGUAGAAACCAUCAUGUUGUGUUGUUCUUGCUUGUAAAAGCAGUUGGUGGCUCUUGUUGCAUUAGUCAAUGGGCCAGAGAGUCCUUUACUUUGACUUGCUCCUACAGUGGUGAGGGUAGCUGAUGGGUCUCAAGCCCUCAGUGAGUUAGGGACUUGUCUAUCACCUGCAUGCGAAGACAGGCCCUAGCAGAUUGAGCGGAUGGGUAGGUCCAACGGUCAAGAAGGCGGUUUCUGUACAUGCUGUAGAGAGAAGUGAGAUGGGGCUCAUCAGCCUGGGAAGGUAGCCCAUAUAGCAAGAGGAAAUCGCUGACCCUAAACUUCCACAGCCUUGCGGGACAUCUUCAGGAGAAGAAAAGGCUAAGGAGUAAACCCUACACAAAUUCAGAGUAGAGUCCAUAAGAUGGUUGGAUGGCACCUUGUACACCUCCUUUUGGCAACACUCUGCAGCCAAGUGGGGGCCAUAUGCUUUCCUUUCCUUUGGACCAUAUCAGCAAGGCCGAGGGGGGUUCUUGUCGUCCGGGCAUCCCAGGACCUCCAUACACACUGCCCAGGCUUGCUCCUACAGUCCCUGGGGGCAAUUGGAGCUAAGUGUUUUUUUCAGACAGGGAGGGGGCAAGUGAGCUUCUCCUUUUGGAGUGGUGGCCAUUGGUUGGUCUUAUUCCUCCUGGGAGCGAAGGGCACAUAGCCUCCCAGUGACCCCUGGUUACUAGAGAUUGCAAGUGGAGAAAGCGUUCUUGUGUUCUGGCUCCGCUCGUAGACUUCGCAUUGAAGCAUCUGGUUGGCCACGGGGAGAACUGGCUGCUGGAGUAGAUGGGUCUGUGGCCUGAUCCAGCAACCAGGCUCCUCAGCUGUCCUUAGACACCAGAGUGUAUGCUUCUCUUCUGGCCACUGGAGGCUGGGCAAGCAGGGCCACGCCCCGCAAUCUUAGUCUGCUCUCUGCCAGCACCUAUCUGCUUGCCUUCCUACUCUCAUUGAGGCCAGGGGUUGGUGCUGACGGCAAGCCUCCUCCCCUUUAGUCUCAGUGUUGCACCUUGUAGAACAGAGCAGGAGGAGAAUGGGGACAAACUAAGACUAGUUGGCUGUGGCGCCACCUGCUGUUUGUCUCCCUGCCUUCCACCCUACCAGCUCUAACAGACACCACCCAUCACUGCUUCUGUUCUUCAGUGUCUGGGCAUGCGGAAGAUCACAGGCUCGAUCCCUGUCAUCUCCAGGUAAGGCUGGGAAAUAAUUCUCUGCUUGAAACCCUUGAGAGCCACUGUCAGUAAAUGCUGACUACAUAUAGGGCAGGAUGGGCAAACGGUCUCACCCGAAUAAGGCGGCCCCUUACACAUAACUUACAUAACUCAGUUAUGUGUAAGUUUGACUUAUUAUCUUGACAUUGUUGUGUUUUAAUUUUGAAAUAAAAAUAAUUUUUAAAAAUGCAGUUCACUUACAGCACAAAAAAAAAAUAGGCUGUAUGAAAUAAUACUUUAGAAUUCAGUCUUUUAAAAGCCAUGUGGGGGGGCUGGGUCAGGGUCUUAAGCCCAGUUUGGUCCAGCAAGUAGAGACAUUUGGCAAUACAUUAGCCUGCCUCCCCAGAGCACGUGGUCUCACAUUGGUUGGUUAUUGGGACUGGCACCAUCCACAUGUGAGGAUAGCUGGAUGUGUAGGAAACUAACUUUCCUUGGGGCUAUAGUUGGGAAGAGAGCGAACUGAUACCAGUCCACUUUGCAAGGUUGUUAUAAAGGUAAUGCCUUUAAUUUUAAAGAUUUAGGUCCUACCUUAAUCACAAACGCUUUAAAGUGGCUAAGUUUGAUAUGAUGAUGAUGAUGAUGAUGAUGAUGAUGAUGAUGAUAAUAAUAAUAAUAAUUUAUUAUUUAUACCCCACCUAUCUGGCUGGGUUUCCCCAGCCACUCUGGGUGGCUCCCAACAGAAGAUUAAAAGCAUAAUAAAAUGUCAGACAUUAAAAACUAGAGCAUGCACCACUCUGGUGAGACUGUCCACAGGCAGGUAGGGUCUCAGCCAGCAUAUCAGAUGGAGCUGAUAAACAGCUGCCCUGGACACAGAAUUGACUUACGCCUCCAUGGACAGCUGUGAGUCCAAGAUGACUCCUAGGCUGUGCACCUGGUCCUUCAGGGGCACAGUUACCCUGUUCAGGAUCAGGGAGUCCUCCACACUCGCUCGCCCCUUGUCGCCCCAAAACAGUACUUCUGUUUGUCAGGAUUCAACCUCAAUCAGCUGCCAUCCAUCCGCCUCCAGACACUCACACAGGACUUUCACUGCCUUCACUGGUUCUGAGAGCUAGAGUGCGAAAGUCUGGAGUUUUUGUAGAGUUUUGUGCCUCUCAAAGACCUCCUCCUUGCUGAUUUUUAAAAAUAACUUUUUAACAGUGACUUAAAUGGGGCUCAAGAUAUAAACUCUAUUAAUUUAGUGAUAGCCUCAUCUGCUGCCUUUGAUUGCUGUUUUUGUCUUUCUCAUUAGCGUGUUUGUGCUGAAGCGUGUUUGGGAUAUAAAUAAAUGAAUUAUAAAAAAUUAGGAUUGCAGCAAACACUUAAGUGUUCACUAACAGAGAAGAGGGUGGCUUUUUCUGUGUCUGGACAGAUAUUGGUGAGCUGAAGGCCCCCUGGUUGAGCUCAGAGCUGCCGGCAAAGAGAUCUCCACCAUUGGCCCCUGUCUUCAAGCCAGGAGAAGCCAUGCUGCAAGGUGAGUUUCUCUUUCUCUCUUAGCUCCUCCAAUGCUCUAAAAAAGGGGGUCACGGGCCUUUCUCUUGGCUGUUUUCCCACACACUGCUGUUGCCUUUGACUUUUGGCAAGCGAUAGUUGGACCCAGUGUGAACAUUUUGCUUUCGCAUAAAGUAAAAAUAUGUAGACACGUUUAGCCUCCUUGGCUUUCCUGUCAAUGACCUCAAAGGAGGCAGCUCCCACGCAAAUGGAUGCGGAAGGCAAGGCGUGAUACGAAAAGAAUGAAUUCAAAAAUAUUUAAUUGCUCAAGGCAAGGUCGCAGCAAGAAUUAUGGCUUACCUUCCCACAGAACUUGAGGAAACCAACAAUGCAUGUAUUUAAGGUGGCGAUUCCUAUCUUGGUGUGUUCUGCUUCUGUUCAGUCAGUUCCCACAUUAGACAAAGGAGAAGGAGUGCAGAGUACGUGCUUUUCCCAGUCUCCAGCAUCCGCAGUUAGCACCACGGUGGCGAACUUGUAGCCCCUCCUGAUGUUGUUGGAUUCCCAACUCUCACCCGGCCCAACCAGCAUGGCCAGUACUCAGGGAUGAUGGCUGUUCAACACCAUCUGGAAGACCACAGGUUAUCCACACACAGACACAGAUGUUUGAAAGGAUUUUGUAUUUUGUGUGUGACUGGCUGGUUGACUUUUAAAGCUCAUUUUCUGGUCCUAAUGUUAUGAAGGUAAACGUGUAAGAAACAACCUCUACACUGCAUGAUCCAGACUUUUGUACUCAAGGAAUGGUGGCAGGAAUAUGCUAAAACAGGUCUGGCUUCAGGCAUGAGGGUGUACAGGGCAAAAUUCCCUCUAGUGAACUCUUUGCUACUUUAGUGGGUUUUGCCCAGCUGACCGAGGAGGCAGUGCCCAAACGACUGGGUCCUGGAACCACUGUUCUAACUUUCCACAACGAUCCUCAUGGAGCCUGGCUCCAAAGUUUGUGGGAAAUUAAGGCAACAGCUACUGGACCCAUACACUGCCCCCUCCAAAGAAGAUGGUCACUGGGCAGGCAUCAGCAUCGGGCUCACUUUCAGCACCUGGGGCCCUGUCAGCUGCCGCAGAGCGCUGUGUGCUGAUGCCAGACCCGUGCUGAAAUCAAAAUCUGUGGCAGGGAUUAAAUCCACCAUUCCACUUGCUGUAUUCUGGGAACAUCAGAAGCCAGGGAAACAUUGUGCCUGCUUCCAGAAGUUGGCCUGGUUGGGGCCUUGCUGUGUCUCCCAAGAAAAGGGCAGUUCCACCACUAUGGACCAGCUUCUAAGAAUACUUUCUGCAUGCAUUGGGUUGUCCUCCUCAGAGUGGACCCAUUGAAACAGAUGAGCAUGGCUAACUUGGUAACGUUAAUUUCAGUGGAGUGGGUCUACUCUGAGAAGAAUCUAGCUGGGUUACAGCCCAGUUGACUUUCCUUCUCUCUCCAUGCCAAGGAGGUAGGCUUGGAAGGGGGUCAUUUGCAGCACAGAUCUGCUUUUGAAGACUCACUAGCUCGGGCAUAGGCAAACUCGGUCCCUCCAGAUGUUUGGGACUACAAUUCCCAUCAUCCCUGACCACUGGUCCUGUUUUUGUAGUCUGCAGGGCCUGAGUUUGCCCAUGCCUGCACCAGCUACUAACUGCGCCUUCUCUUAGCUUGUCAAAACGCUGGAUUGUCCUGAAAUUAGUAGAGUGCAAGAAGAAUGAAUUGCUAAUAGAAAAGGCCCUGUUAGCUGCAUAGUCUGCAGACUAUGUUCACCUUAUGAUGCUAUGGAAAAGAACCUACAUUGUGGUGGGCCUCAGCCCAGGGAACUGGUAGCUGGGUUGUUAUCUCCACCAGCCCUCAUGGACCAAGUCUGGCAAGUGAGCAGAGCCCAAAUCAUCUGACCGCACAGUGACAUCAGAUGAUCUCUCCCUCUGCCUCUGAAGGUCUUGCUGUUCCAUUUUCAAAGCACUGUUCUUUAAGUAAUCUUGUUAUAUUUAUAGUAUUGGGAGACUUCUGGGGUGCACCAUCGGCAAUGGUGGACUCCCUCUGAACUGGAGGGACUAGCUCCGCGCGAAAUGGGUCUUUUCCGCUACAGCGAAGCGGGGACCCUUUUAAAAAUCACAGGCGGAUGAAGCCUGUGACCAUGGGACUCAGCGGGCACCCUUAGCGCCCCCCCAACCCGCAAAGGAACCCACUAACGGGCUCCGAGCGAAGAGGGGAAGUGGCGCGGAGCUGUGAGUCAACUGCUAUUUCCGUGGAGCGAAGCCGCAUAGCCGUUGCCGGAGAGCGCUGCCUUUUUCCUGGGACAAUUUGACUUCUAAAAUAAGCACCCGUGAGUACUUAAACUUUGAACAAUUGGACUUUAAAUAAGGACUUGCGAGCAGAAAAUGGGACUUAAAAAUUUACUUCAAUUUGGUACUGAAACGGGAAAGUCUAAACAGGAAGUCAGCCUUCUGUUUCUUUGUAGACAGAAUAAAGCAAAGACAACGUAAACUAGAGCUCAGAAAAUUGCUUCUAAAGGAUUGCUUUCAUCAUUUAAAAUUGUUGAACCCCCCCCUUCGGCAGCAGGAGAAGAAGGGGGAUCUUUUUCGGACUGUUUAAACCUGCAGAAGUGAGUUUAAAGUAAAGUAACUUUCCACCGUCCUGAUCCUGGAGCGGGGUGUCCGGACUGACGUUUGGAGCUCAUUGACCAGAGACAAACGUUUUUGACAGAUAGCUAAAAGAAGAGAAACAUAGUGAUUCCAUUGUUUCCUUUCGUAUUUUAAAGGAACAAAUAUUGACAAAAUAUCUCAAAAUAUCUCAAAAAGGAAACUUUGUUGCAAGAACAAAUAGAAGUUUUCCCACUAGAGGGAGACUGUAAAACUGUAACUAAUUCUCGGGAGCUUGCAGCUGUCACAGAUUACAAUCGUGGGAAUAGACUUGUGACCUUGUAGGACAAUGUAUUCAGAAGCUCUGUUGUGUGCUCUCUGUAAAACAAAUGCCCUACUGGAACAGUUAAAUGAGAAGACGGAUUUGAUGACUAAUGCGGUCAGAAUUUUUGAACAGGCAGUGGGAAACUACAUGGAGCCCACCCAGGAAUUAAAUCAGGAGUGUGUCCUGACAGAACAGAUGAGAGAAGAGGAUAUUGCUGAAUCUUGGGCGCCAGAGAUGGAGGUUGCUGCGGCCCUGCAGGAACAUGAGCUUUUGGAUUUGACAAAUGAACUUGGAAAAAGCCAGAUCUGGAAAGAUAAAGUUUGGACUGGUUUGGAAAUGGGGGGUUGGAUAGACCCCCCUAUGCAGGGAUGUUUGGACUUUCCGAGUCUGGCAAUGGGCCAUGAGAUGUUUGGAGCUGUGGGGGCUCUCAAUUCUGGAGGGAUUCUGAAACAUGUUUUUAAAUACCACAUGGAGUUUAGUCUGAACUAUGGAAAAGGGGCUGAUUUGUUGAAAAGGGUCAAAAACAUUACCAAGCUGGAGUUCCCACGAGUGAAAGGAGAAUAUGAAGAAGAGCUGCGGAAGGGACAUGGAAGAGACUUAAGGGCCUCGGAUAUAAGGUUACCAGGUUAAUGCGCUAGAUCGAUGGGAUAAAAAGGACUGACAAAACCCGGGACCAGGAGGAAGGGACGCUGGAUGAAGAUUGGAUUGUUUUUAUUUAUUUUUUUAUUACUAGGAUUGUUUUAUAAAAUUGAUGAAUGUUAGAAAAAUGUUGGAACGAAAUUACUUGGCUCUAGCAAAAAUGUUUAAAGAAUUAAGUAAGAAUAUUAUGGUUAUGAGAAGUUGGUAAAAAUAAGAUUUAAGUUUUAAGGUUUUCUAUAAGACAAGAUGAAAAUAGAUUAAGGUAAUGCAAUGACAGAAUAUUAUGAAAUAUGGAAAGGAUUUGCUGCGAUAAUUAUUAACUAGGAUACAAAAAAAGGGAGGAGGAGGAGGUCAAAGAAAGAAGGUAAUGAAAUUUGAGGAUUUGAGAAUGAUGGAUUUAUUUUUAUCUGUUUGUGGUGUAUUUUUGUUUUUUGAAUUUGUAUUGUUUGAUGUGGUUUGUUUUCUCUUUGUUUUUUCUUUUUUCUUUUUCUGCUCUGUUUUUUUCUGUAAUUCUAAAAAAUUUUCAAUAAAUAUCAUUUAAAAAAAAUAUUUAUAGUAUUGAAAUGUAUUUCUUUGUAUUUUGUAUGUUGCUUUGUUGUUACGAAAUUGUUUUUUGUAGUGGUUGUUUCUUUGUUGUAGGCCGCUGAGCAUGAUUUUUGUGUGUGGAAAAGUGGUAUAGAAAUAAAAGGAAUGAACGAAUGACUGUCUUGCAGAGCACUUUGAAUGGGACUUUAUGGACACUGCAGAUCAUCUGCUUAGCGGUUCCUGCAAAACUCCUUUCAGCUGAACCAGGUUUUUUACGUGCCCCACACUUAAUGUCAACUAUUCUGUUGGAUGUAGGGGAACUGGGCAUGGCUCAGCUGAAAUGGACCAAACUGCUAUCACCCCUGACUUUUGGCAAGUGGUAGUUUGACCCAGUAUGAACAUUUUGCUUUCACAUAAAGUAAAAAUAUGUAGACACGUUUAGCCUCCUUGGCUUUCCUGUCAAUGACCUCAAAGGAGGCAGCUCCCAUGCAAAUGGAUGCGGAAGGCAAGGCGUGAUACGAAAAAAAUUAAUUCAAAAAUAUUUAAUUGCUCAAGGCAAGGUCUCAGCAAGAAUUAUGGCUUACCUUCCCACAGAACUUGAGGAAACCAACAAUGCAUGCUUUUGAGGUGGCGAUUCCUAUCUUGGUGUGUUCUGCUUCUCUUCAGUCAGUUCCCACAUUAGACAAAGGAGAAGGAGUGCAGAGUACGUGCUUUUCCCAGUCUCCAGCAUCCGCAGUUAGCGCCACGGUGGCAAACUUGUAGCCCCUCCUGAUGUUGUUGGAUUCCCAACUCUCACCCGACCCAACCAGCAUGGCCAGUGCUCAGGGAUGAUGGCUGUUGUAGUUCAACAACAUCUGAAGGACCACAGGUUAUCCACACACAGACACAGACACAGAUGUUUGAAAGGAUUUUGUAUUUUGUGUGUGACUGGCUGAUUGACUUUUAAAGCUCAUUUUCUGGUCCUAAUGUUAUGAAGGAAAACAUGUAAGAAACAAACUCUAUGUCAGCUGACAUGGACCAGUCCAGGCUGAGGCGGCAAAGACUGUUCACCUUUGCUAUGAAACCACUUCCUCUCAGGAGCUCAUGCGCCACAAACCUUUUUGGUGCUUCCAGCCUCUGUUGGAAACAUAUCUAUUCACUAGUACAUUCCCUGAUUUUUAGCACCCUGAUUUCUGUGAUUGUUAAUAUUUUACUAAUGUUUUAUGGAUGUGUAAUUUAUACAUUUUUUUAUUACUUAGUGUUUUGUUAUUGCACUGGUAGCAAAUGGCUUUGGGUACUCUCUGGAGUGAAAGGCUGGGGUUUUUACCGUAUUUUUUGCUCUAUAAGACUCACUUUUUCCCUCCUAAAAAGUAAGGGGAAAUGUGUGUGCGUCUUAUGGAGCGAAUGCAGGCUGCGCAGCUAUCCCAAAAGCCAGAACAGCAAGAGGGAUUGCUGCUUUCACUGUGCAGCGAUCCCUCUUGCUGUUCUGGCUUCUGAGAUGCAGAAUAUUUUUUUUCUUGUUUUCCUCCUCCAAAAACUAGGUGCGUCUUGCGGUCUGGUGCGUCUUAUAGAGUGAAAAAUACGGUAAUUUAUUUUUCUGUCUCAUCAUUUACUCCUUUCCUUGGGGGAAAUGGGGGAGAUGUGAACGUAGCCGUAGACAAAAACAAAGGCCUGUGCAGGUCUCGUUGUAGAGGGCAUUGUUCCUGCUUAGCCAUCACCUCCGUCUCUUUUGCUCUCCAGGGCUACAGGAAGCCGUGUGGCUCGGUCGAAACCAGGUGCUGCGCCACGGUCCUGUGACGUGGUACAUUGAUGGGGCCCAUACCACCAGCAGUAUACAGGCCUGCGUCCGCUGGUUUCGCAAAGCUGCCCUGAAUGAGGAGAAGCCUGCAGAGUAAGCGAGGGUUUGGCUGGGGUCUCUUUCCAUUCUGAGCCUCUACUGCUUAGAAUAGCCUUAUCCUGAAUAAAUUUGUCUGAUCCUCUUUUAAACAAGUUGGUGGCCGUCCCUAUACCUUGUGAGAUCUUCUGGUCUUCUGUGUGUGUAUCUGUCUGUCUGUCUGUCUGUCUGUCUGUCUGUCUUCCACUGAGCUGGGGUGGUGGUGAAUAGAUAAUGAGACCUGACUCUUUCCUUGCAUUUGCAGCGGUUCUGAAGUCCGGGUGCUCCUCUUCAACGUGACAGGCGAUCGUGAUACUGCCGCUCUGCUUAAGCUGCUGCUGGUGAGUUUUCUUGUUUGCUUCCCUCCCCCUUAAAAAAAGGGAGGGGGGAAGUACCUAGCUCUGCUUUAACAUGGCUUUCAGGACAACCAUCAAACCAUUACAAAAAUAAUAAUAGUAAUAUUAAAUGAUUUGGAAUAGAAUUUAGAAACAAAGGUCAGCAGCCAUUAAAGCAGCAGGGGAAAAUGAAAUUCAUAAACUUAUGUGCAGAAUAAAUGUAAGACCUCUGCUGACACUUUGAAUGGCCUGGGAAAUAAUACAGUACAGUGGUGCCUCGCAAGAUGAAAUUAAUUCGUUCCGCGAGUUUUUUCGUCUAGCGAAUUUUUCGUCCUGUGGAGCACGAAAUCCCAUAGGAAUGCAUUGAAAUCCAAUUAAUGCAUUCCUAUGGUCAAAAAAAGUCCAAACAAAGCCAAAUUUGGUACAACAAGAGUUUAUUAAGUGCUCUUUAAAGUCACACAUACUGUAAAGAGCAUUUCAAAAAUUGAAGGAACAAUAAAUUAAGUUUAUAAACAUGACAGAAAAAACAUUUAAAAAUCAACAAAGUGUACAUUACAUUUUCUAAGACUCUGGGGGGACCACUCGAAGAAGGUUCCUCUUCCACUCUUUGCUUCUUGCUUAAGAACCUGUCCAUGGUCUGCUGCUUCAUCCGCCUUUUCAGCACCUCCGUGAAAGACGACAUGACCCUCGUAUCAAAAGUGUUCGCAAGGUCACGUGUCACGUGCUUGUCAGGGUGGUUCCGCUCUGCAAAAGCCUGCACAUCCUUCCACUUCAGGCAAAUGUCCCUCAGUUCUUUGGAGGACAGCCGUUCCUCAGUUGCUUCCUCCUCCUCCUUCCUCCUCCUGCGCAGCCUCUGCCUGCAGUUCGACCAGCUCCUGGGUGGUCAGCUCGUGGUCGUGCUCCUCCACCAGCUCGCUGACAUCCUCCUCUGUGACCUCCAGGCCCAUGGUCCUCCCCAAGGCAACAGUGUCCUGCACCACUGUUGACUCUGGUGCAUCAGAGUCACUUGGUGCCACACAGUCCGGCCACAGGCUGUGCCAAGCGCAAUUCAAAUUUCUCUGGCUGAUCCCUUUCCAGGCCGUGGUGAUCAUCUUCAAGCAGGUGACAAUGUCGAAGUGGUCCUUCCAGAAUUCCCGCAGGGUGAUGGUGGUGCAAUCAGUCACCUCGAAGCAUCGCCUGAAAAGCUCCUUGGUGUAGAGUUUUGUGAAAUUGGCGAUGACCUGCUGAUCCAUCGGCUGGAGCAGUGGCGUGGUGUUAGGCGGCAGGAACAUGAUGUUGAUGAAGCUGAACUCCUCCAACAAGUUCUCCUCAAGGCCUUUAGGAUGAGCAGGAGCAUUGUCCAUCAGAAGCAAAGCCUUCAGCGGCAGGUCGUUGUCCAGCAGGUACUGUUUGACAGCAGGGCCAAAAGCAAGAUUGACCCAGUCCACAAACAGCACACGUGUGACCCAAGCCUUGCUGUUGGAUCGCCACAUGACACUCAGCUGCUCCUUGUCGACCUUGUGUUUCUUGAAGGCCCGUGGGUUCUCCGAGUGGUACACCAGCAGGGGCUUGAUCUUCAGGUCGCCACUUGCGUUGGCACAGAAGAGCAGGGUCAGACGGUCUUUCAUGGGCUUGUGGCCAGGCAACUUGGCCUCCUCCUGAGUGAUGAAAGUCCUUUUGGGCAUCCUCUUCCAAAACAGCCCGGUCUCGUCGCAGUUGAAGACCUGCUGUGGAACGUAGCCCUCCGUCUUCACAACCUCCAGGAACUCCAAGGCAAAGUCUUCAGCCGCAGGAACAUCAGAACUGGCAGCCUCUCCAUGCCUGACCACGCUGUGGAUUCCAGAUCUCAUCUUGAACCUGUCAAACCAACCUCUGCUUGCCUUGAAGACUUCUGGCUCGCCUGAGGUUCCUGGCUGUUCCCGGAUGAGGUCUGCGUGCAAGGCCUUGGCCUUCUUACAAAUCACGGCCUCAGUCACUGUGUCCCCUGCACACUGCUUCUCUUCUAACCAGAUGAGGAGCAACUUCUCGACCUCCUCCAGAACAGCUGGGCGGUUCUUCACGAUCCUGGUGACUCCCUUGGCUGCAUCAGUCGCAAGGAUCUUCUCCCUCAUCUUCAGGAUGGUGCCGAUGGUCGAUGGGUUCCUGCCGUACUCCCUGGCGAGGUCUGUCACACGCAUUCCACCGUUGUGCUUCUGGAUGAUCUCCUUCUUAAUUUCCAGCGUCACCUUCUCCUUCUUCCUCUCGCCGGCCUCUGCAGCAGCAGUCUUCUUGGGUCCCAUGGCAGCACAGCUCCUAGCUUCGUAAACUCAGAAAAAAGAAAAAAAAUCAGUGAUGCACACCCAAAAAAUUCAAAAGCACCCAGCCACCCAUCACACAGGAAUUCAAACCCAGAACCAAGUCCUUGAAUUCCAAGCCUCCAACCCAAAAUCCAAAACCCCCCAAAAAAGUUUUAAAACUUUAACUUACGAAAUGGCUGCAAAUCACCAAAGUCUUCAAAAUCCUCAAAUGGCUGCAAAAGAAGUUUUGGAAAAGCUUUAAAAAUCACCAAAGUCUUCAAAAACCUCAACUGUUCCCCCAGCCACCCACCCACCACACAGAAAUUGCAAACCCCUCCCCAACUGUUGCAAACCCCUCCCCAACUGCUCCCCCAGCCACCCACCACACAGAAAUUCAAACUCAGAAUUUUUUUUUAAAAAAAAACAGCAUGGCCCAAUGGUCACAGAAAAUCAUAAAAAUUUUUAAAAAACCCACACAAGCUCCCAGAUUUUUGCAAACCCCUCCUCAACUGUCCCCCCAGCCACCCACCACACAGAAAUUCAAACUCAGAAUUUUUUUUUAAAAAAACAACAACAUGGCCCAAUGGUCACAGAAAAUCAUAAAAAUUCAAAAAAACCCACACAAGCUCCCAGAUUCUUGCAAACCCCUCCCCAACUGUUCCCCCAGCCACCCACCACACAGAAAUUCAAACCCAGAAUUUUUCUUAAAAAAAUCAGCAGAGUGCCCCAAUGGUCACAAAAAAUCAUAAAAAUGCAGAAAAAAACCACACAAGCUCCCAGAUUCUUGCAAACCUCUCCCCAACACCAAGUCCUUGAAUUCCAAACACCCCAACCCAAAAUCCAAAACCCCCCAAAAAAGUUUUAAAGGUUUAACUUACCAAACAGCUGCAAAAGAAGUUUUGGAAAAGCUUCAAAAAUCAGCAAAGUCCUCAAAAACCUCAGAAAAGGCUACCACACCGCGUGCAAUGUGUUGCUCCUCGAAGUCAAGUCGCAACUGCACCUCUUCAAGCAAUGCACCCUGGGUAUUAACGGUUUUACGAAAAAGGAAACAAACUCGCAAGACGUUUUCGUCUUGCGAAGCAAGCCCAUAGGGAAAUUCGUCUUGCGAAGCGCAUCGAAAAACGGAAAACCCUUUCGUCUAGCGAGUUUUCCGUCUUGCGAGGCAUUCGUCUUGCGGGGCACCACUGUACGGUAUAUGCUUCCCUGGUGGCAAAAGGACAUAAAGUGUGCCCCCAGCCACGACUCCUUGAGGAAAACAUUCCACAAAUGGGGUUUCCUCAAUCCGACCUACCGCUUUAGAGGCUCUGCUUUCUGGCCAAUCAGCUAGAUUUGAAAAUGCCAAUGCAGCCUUUGCCAAGCUGGUGCCCUUGAGAUGUUUUGGGACUGAUAGGAGUUGUAAAUCAAGGCUGGUGAAGGCUGCACCAGAGACGGGGCCUUAUAAGAGGCGUCCCCCUUAUGUGUGGAACUUCCUCCUGGCCAUCAUAACUGGCUUCUGAGUGUUUCAACUGAAAUGCUUCUAUCUUUAUUUAAAGGUAAAGGUAAAGGGCCCCUGACAGUUAAGUCCAGUCGCAGACGACUCUGGGGUUGCGGCGCUCAUCUCGCUCUAUAGGCCGAGGGAGCUGGCAUUUGUCCGCAGACAGUUUUUCCGGGUCAGGUGGCCAGCAUGACUAAGCUGCUUCUGGCGGUUGGCAUUCAGCAACGUCUGGAGGGCCACAGUUUCCCUAUCCGUGCUUUGUUUAUACUGUACUGGGGUUCACUGAGACAUAAGACAUGCUGUCUGAAGUAGUACAGUCCAAGCCAGACUCAACCUUUGCUUUCUCCCCUGCAGGUGUGAAUCAGUACAGUGGCUGCUUUUAUAAUCUUUAUUCCUCUUACAUUUUCAGCCUUGCCAGUUUGACUAUGCCGUUUUCUGCCCCAAUUUCACCGAAGUGUCCACCGUGGGAAAUGCAGGUUGGUCACAGGGCAGGGUUGGUAAAUCGCAGGUGAAAUAUGGCCACAUGGAGUUGGGCUAGAUCAGUUGUGGGGACCUUUGGCCCCUGCAUUGCAGGGGGUUGGACUAGAUGACCCUUGGGUCCCUUCCAACUCUAUGAUUCUAGAUGUUGAGGUGCAGCUCCUAUCACCCCUGGCCAGGAGCUGAUGGGAGUUGUACUCCAGCGACAUCUGGAGGGCCAAAGGUAGACCUUCUUUGCUCUGAAUUUUGGCUAUAAUUAUAAUCUCUCUCCCACUCCUAUUUAAAUAACUGCAAAUGCCCCUCAUUGGUUUUCAUUAGCUUAAGUGUGCAGGGUUUUAUAGAUUAUAAAUGCUGUAUUGAUUUGGGAAUCAUACAAUAUGACUUUUGCUUUAAUUUACUUAUUUUUUUAGUUGUUGCUUUGUUAACAGUGUUUUAUAGAUUGUAAUUGUUUUGCCGAUGGCUUGUUUAUUAUGGUAUAUGAUUUACGCUGUAUUUGUGAUGUUCUAUUACAUUCUAGCAUGUUGUUAUUAUUUAUUGUUUGUAAGUCACUUUGGGAUUAUAGAAAUAUAAUCAGUCUGUCUAGGAAAUCUAGGAUGGGAAAAGUGACCUGUCUGAGAGAGAAAUGGGUUACCUUGUUUUCUUCAGGCUAAGCAGUGGGUCCUAUCCUUACUGAUCCGCAGGGCAGUGGUGGUGGACCUUUGGCCUGUAGGCCAAAUACUGCCCCUCAGCCCUCUGCAUUUCGCCAGCAAGGCCACACCCAGCUGCCUUAGACAGGCAGUGACAUCCAGGUGUGGGGCAGGUAAAAGAUGGGGCUGCGCUGAAAGGUUUCAGGUGCCACAGAGCAACUUGUGGAGUGCUGUACCUUUGCCCGUGCAGAGUGUGCUGUAGUGGCUAGAAAUGCCAAAGGCUUUGAGACCAGGGUUCGAAACCCUACUCAGCCACGAAGCUCUUUAGGCCAGUUGCUAUCUUUGAGCCUAACUUGCUGGCUGCUAAGAAGAUAAAAUUUAGGUGGGGGACCAUCUGUGCUGCCCGAAACACACACACACACACACACACACACACACACGAGCCUUUAGAGCUGGCCAUUUGUCUGUCUAGCCCAUACUCUGUUUGGCAGCAGCUCUCCAGGGUCUUGGACAGAGACACCAGCUACUUGAACCUUCCAUGCCAGGUUGGCUGAACUUGAGACCUUGUGGCAUGCAGUGCACAUGCUGUGCCACUGAGCUAUGGCCCUUCCCCAUAAAUAAGAGCUCACCUCAGUUUCUGUUGAGGGGUGGGAUCUCCAGGGCCAAUGAAGCCCACCAUGCCUCCUUGUUUGGCCUUUCCAAGGCUAUUUCACCCAAGCCGUGCCCACCUGUCAAAGACCCUCACAUCAUAUGGCGUCCAGUUCAGGAACAGGUGGAGGCGUAGCUCCCUACCGGAAGCAGGCGCUGCUGACCACUGGUGCUUGAAGAGCCCUGUGCAGGUGAAAGGUCACCAGGUCCUAUUGCUAAGUCAGGUGAUUGACAGGCAAGUGGUUUUGCCCACCAGUCAGUGCUGGCCCAUGUAGGGAAGGUGACGUGAGAAUUUAUUUAGUUAUUUAUUGCACCCCACCUUUUUCUCCAAGCAGCCCCAGGUGGCCUCAUGGUUACCCCCUUUCAAUCUGAACAACAGCCCUGUGAGGUAGGUGAGGCUGAGAGGCAGUGACUGCCCCACAAGGUCGCACCCAGUGAACUUCACGGCCUAGUAGGGAUUUGAACCCUGAUCUCUCCCAGGUCCUAGUCCAGUACUCUAACCACUAUACAGUGGUACCUUGGGUUAAGAACUUAAUUCGUUCUGGAGGUCCGUUCUUAACCUGAAACUGUUCUUAACCUGAAGCACCACUUUAGCUAAAGGGGCCUCCCGCUGCCGCCGCACUGUUCUCAUCCUGAAGUUCUUAACCCGAGGUACUAUUUCUGGGUUAGCGGAGUCUGUAACCUGAAGUGUAUGUAACCUGAAGCGUAUGUAACCCGAAGCAUCUGUAACCCAAGGUACUACUGUACUACUUUGGCCAACCGUCCAAGGGAGGCUGCCCCGAAGCCGCGUUCGUGUGGGGCUGGGCGGGUGGGUGGCCCUGGCAUCCCUGUGACUCCACCUCCUCUUCUUCCUAUUUUUUCAAAAUGGUUCUUGUGUUUGGCCUUACAGAUCAGCAGAACUUCAAUGUCACCCUGGAGAAUGUCCUGACCCGUUGCCUGCAGAACCAGAGCCACUGGAACCGCCUGAUGGAGGCGAAAGAGGGCACGGACCCCUGGCUGUCUGCCUCGCCAGAAGUGGAAGGGGUGGCUGGGUGGCUGAAGCAGGCCCCCCUGCACGGCCCCCAGCUCUUCUUCCCACCCUCGGCACGCCCACUCAACGCCAACUCCUUGGUCUUCCCUUGCAUUUCCAAGGCCUUGCAGUGGAUCACCCAAGGCAGGGACCCUCACUUCCAGCCUCCAGCUUCCCGGGGGCUCCACCCUCACCCCGCAGCCAGCAGCGGAGCUGUCUUGCUCAAGGAAGCGGCCACGAUCCAGGUCCUGGUGACGGGGAGCUUGCACCUGGUGGGCGGUGUCUUAAAGCUGCUCAACCCAUCUCUUUCGGAGUAG